UUCCAAAACAAAAUAAACAUAUUCUCUUUUUCUAGUCCUCUUGGCACCCAUUUGGUACACUGAAAUGGUAGUGAAACUCGCACUUUAAACGAGCGAUCAAUAUAUGAAUGCUUGCAUUUGUUGGUACUCUCGACUUACGAUUACUCCAAAAGCUUGCUGGCUGCCUGCUUCGGAGCUUCCUACUCAAGGUCGGUUUAGUUGGGUAAGUCAAGAAAUAGCUAAAAUGCUUAUACAGCUGCCAGGAUAAUGGAUUCUCACUCUUUCUUUACUAAAAGGGCGAAAAUUGUGGUAGACAGCUCGGCAAGGCUAAAGGAAAAGGAAGCGAGGACUGGAGUUUUGGGGAAGAUAGAGAUGGAGAUGUAAAAGAUGAAAGCUUGGCCUUUGAUCUGCUCGGAUCUAGAUUUUCAAGCUUUGAGCGGGGUAGAUUGUCCCAGAUCUGCUUAUACAAUUGCACUGUUGAAAUAUUUUAUUGAGCUCAAGGUGGGCAGGACUUAUGCAAAGGGAAAAAGAGAUGAGUGGAAUGAGAAUCAAAGACCAUCUGGAGGAAUAUAUGCUUACAGCUGUGCACAGGAAAGAAAACAGGUCGGUUGGGUUACAUACCAGAUGACAAGGCGGCUGCAGGAGUUUUUAGUUCAAGGCUAUAUCUGUAUGUGGGUGUAUUCAACGGCAUUUUAGGUAGACAGUUUUAGGCUCACAAUUCGACCGGAUUGGCAGUUUUGGGGUUCAUCGGUUUUCAUUCCAAUGUAUGGAUAUCAAGUCGAUUGACAGUUUUAGGCUUGUCUGUGAGAGUGUUUAGGUAACAUUCCGCUAAUUUCAGUGUUCACUGGCAGGUUUCGGGACAUCAAAUCUGGAUUCUCAGCAGUUUCGGAAUGUUGGUAGUCCUAUACUGCUAAGUUUUGAGCUCCGGAAAUUCUAUGGUGAUUCACAAUGUUGAGGUAAUAAAUUGGGCAUCUUCUGAAUGGACAGUUUACCCGGCAUUUUGGAAAAUGGGGCAGUUUUAGGAUUCGGCGUUUGUUGGAAAUCAUAUUGGUUGAUUGGUGUGAGAGGGCAUUAUUGAGCUUCCUCCGGUUACAUCCAGCUGAUUUAUACAUUUGCAAUUUUUGAGGACGUUUCCGAUCGACAGGGUUUAGUUUCUAUCCAGGGUGUGCAGGAAAACCACGAAUCAGGGCAAUGAUUUCUAGUUAGAACAUAUGAAAUGGAUUUGGGAAAUUCUUCGUCCAGCUGAUUUGUGACUUGCAAAAGAGUGGAGAAAAUGGCUCCUCCCCCAGUUUUGAGGCGUUCGCCUGUGAGGGAAAGACAUAGAAGGGGGCGAAGUGUGGAGAGUGCACUAAACGACAGGGAUCAGGAAGAUGAGCUUGCAUUAUUCCAGGAUAUGCAAACAAAAGAAAAGGACAAUUUCUUGCAUCAUUCCGGAGAUGACAGUGAUGAAUCCAUAUCUUUGAAAUUGAGGGGCUUAUCAGACUUCAGACUUAGUAUCUCAACUCCUGUUAACCGAGAGAGUAAUGAUUUGAUGAACAAUGAUGCUGACAAAAAUGAUUAUGACUGGCUCCUGACUCCUCCAGACACGCCUCUAUUUCCAUCAUUGGAUGAGAGGACUUCACCUGUCAGCAUUUCACAGAGAGGCCGACCUCAAAGUCAACCAAUUCGCAUACCAGGACCAUUGAGGAGCGAAAGUAGUUCUAGGGCUGGUCGAAGUAGUGCUAGUCCACGGCGAUCAAGCCCAUCACCUGGUUCAAGCAGUGUUAAUACAUACUCAAAACGUAGGGCAUCUCCAGGCCCAAGUGCAAGUGUGAGUCCCACUCUGCGGUCAUUAACACCUUCUGUGAGGGUCUCUACAGCCACUUCCAAGCCUUCCACACCACCUAUAAGGUCAACUACUCCAACACUUAGGAGAUCUAGCAUUGGUUCAGGUAGUGUAGUAGCAAAAGGUGGAUCAUCAUCAGGGAAAGCAAUCCGUGGUAGCUCUUCCUCCCCUAAGUUGCAGUCUUGGCACUCAAAUAAUCCUGAAUUUGCAGCAGAGCCACCUCCAAAUCUUCGUACAUCUAUAAGUGAUCGUCCAACAUCGAGCACAAGAGGGUCAUCUCCUGCAUCAAGACGUGGAUUAUCUCCUGUCUCAAAGCGUGGGUCAUCUCCUGCAUCAGGGCAUGGAAUAGAGUCUGGAACAAGGCGUCAGUCUGUGUCUCCAACAGUUUCUAGAAGUGCUAGCUCUUCAAAUAGCCAUGAACGGGACCGUUUUAGCUCCCAAAGUAAGGGCUCUGCUGUUUCAUCAUGUGAAGAUGAGAUGGAUUCCGUUCAAUCUACAUUUUCAGGGAAGAGAAGAACAAGUACCGUAGGUGUUUUGGGUCGGCAAGUAACAAGAAAACAGGAACCAUAUCCACACAGCAAAAUUCAGUCAUUCUCCAAUCGAUCCACAAGAUCAACAGCAAUGGCUAACAUCUCAAUGAGCUCUGCACCAAAGAGAUCCUUUGAUUCUGCAGGGCGCCAAACAGAUGUUCGUCGAAAUUCUCAAAGUAUGUUCAGGCCCUUACUGUCUAGUGCACCAGCUACAUCAUUUUAUGCCAACAAAGCAAGUAGCAUACAACGCAGGACAUAUUCCAUGAACUCUUCAAUGACCACAAGCAGUAAUGCGAGCUCUGAGCAUGGUGCAAGUGUCAUGCCUGACAUUGAAGGAAGUGAGCAUGAUCAAGAUGAUGCAGGAAGUGAAUGGGAAAAAAGUUCAUUUCCCCAUGUUCAAGAGGAUGUAUUAGUUGUUGAUAAGAUAGAAGUAAAACAUACAGAUUCCAAGACUCGCUCCCCAGGUAUUGAUGGGCAGCAAGAGGAUGGUCCUGACCAUGAUGUCACUGGGAGUAUCUCUGUCACCACAGACAUCCACCUUGAUGCACACAAGGAUUAUAGCUUUUCUGAAAUGAAGUCAAGUGACUUGGAUUAUUGGAAAAAUGGAAAGGUGGUUGUGGAUAUGAAGGUGAAGAGCCUACCCAAUGUCAUAAAUAAUGGUUUAUCUGAUUGCAAUCACAAUGAUGCUAUUGGCUCUACUAUACUCAAUGAUCAUGUGGCUGGCAUGGUUAAUGCUAAGGUCGGUGAAUCAGAUUCUCAUAGAAACGAAUUUGCCCGAAAUAUUGUUGAUGACUCUGCAGAUGGCACAUUUGUGGAUAUUCAAGUGGAUGUUCCAGGAAAGAAUUCUAUCCUCAAAAGAGAUAACAAUGGCACCCGGAGAUAUCUUCAGGCUUCUCUGCUAAGUGAUUUAGACACUGGUACUGUGCAGAAAUUUAACUGUACCUCUGGGCAAGAGUCAUCUAUUCCUAAAUCUGCUGAAAAACAAGAUGCUGAAAUUGGUCCAUUUCCAUCAAAACAAGCCGAGAAUAUUGAACCAAGAUACCUGGAAGAGAGCAACCUUAUUGAAUCUGUUGGAAAGAUUGAAAAUCAAAUUUUUCCAAAUAACUUUACAGAGGCUAAGCAGCAGGAGAGUGUGUCUAAAUUAAUAGGGGAGGAGGGAACUAAAAAAGCUGGGAUUAGAGAUGAUCUUCGAUGUAUCACAGGUAUACACUUGCAGGACACACAUGGAAAAGUUUCUUUGGAGAGUAAGGGGGAACUUUCACGUGUGUCUUCAGUUUCAAUGAAUUGUUUGAGCAGGGCAAACAGUUGCAAGUGGCCGGUUGUGCAUUCAAAAGUUGUGAAUACUGCUGAUCUGCGGGAGGAGGGUUUGCGUCUCAGACGAUCUCUAAAUGAUUUGAAGAGCAUAAGGUGCGAGGAGAAUGCCUCAACUUCACAAUCUUCUGAUGCUUGCUCAAAACAAUCAGAGAUAAGGUUAAUACGUCAAAUGAGUGUUAGGAAACUAGAGAUAGAUAACCCUGCAAUGAGCUCUAACACCAAAGUGCCUUCUGGCAUGACUAAUUCAGCAAUGCGAGUACAGAAUGACACAUUUCAAAUUCCAGACCAUGGUGAGAAUGCUGCAACAGAAGUUGGUGAUUCCUUUAUAGAUGUUUUUGAAAGUUCAAGUUGGAUGCAAUCAAGAGCUUUAGAGCAUACUACAUCUGCCCCAUCUGAAGAACCUGGAAGAAGACAUCAAAGUGGCACACCAGAGAGUAUUACAAGAAAUAAUUUUAUUGAGUCAGUUUCAAUUUCGCAAAACAACCCACUACUCACAGAAAUGGAUUCAAAUAUCAAUGAAAAUCUUGUAUUGAAAAUUACAACAGAAGGACAGUGCUGUCCAUCUGAUAUAGUUUCAAACAUGGAAACUCAGGACUGGCAGGAUGUAUGUACUGAAAAUUGUGAGAAUAGUUGCUCCUGUUCUGAACAACUAGGUGAGGAUGGAAUUGUAGACAAGAAGCAGGCAGAAGCACAAGGUCAUGAGCAAGAUAGAAAAACCGCAGACAAUGAUUGUUGUGUGCAGUUUUCAUCAGAUUUAGUUGUUCCAAAUGAACAGAACAUUGCCGAGGGAGGAUGUUUCAAUAACUUGAACGAUACUGAUAAGUGUUGUCAAAAUGAGGUUACUGCUUCUCAUACUGAGCAGAAUUCUAUAGAGAUUCCAACAGAGCCUUCUUUUCCAUCCACAUCCGAAGAGAAUGGCCAGAGCCAAGAUAUGUUUCCAAACCAUCCUCAGGCAGACGGUUCUAAGGAGGAAUCUACCCAUGUUUCUCAGGAGGAAAACAAUAUCAAGGCUGAUGCUCCAAGAGGUCUCUCGAGAAGUCUCACCCUGGAAGAAGCUACAGAUACCAUAUUGUUCUGCAGCUCUAUAGUCCACAGUCUUGUCUAUAAGGCUGCAACUAUUGCCAUGGAGAAGGAAAAUUGUUCAUCAACUGAAGUUCUCCGACCCAUGGUCACCAUUGUGGGGAAGACUGAAACAGAUCACAGAAAUUCAUGUGCUAGAGCUUCAGGACGACGGACUUCAAAAUUUCACAAGAUAAAGUCAAGGCAAACAGCAGCUCACCUUCAAGCUCCAUCUUGUAAUAUCGAGACCAAUUUGAAGAAUCAGGAACCAGUGAUGCAUGUUGUAACUAAUCCAGAGAGUGCUGACACUCUGAAACCCCCAACUAUUAAUUCAAAGUGCAACUGCACUAUUAUGUAAGAGUUAUAUAAUUAUUUUUAGUUGUAACUUCUUAUCUAUGAGUCGGCUUGCAUUCAACCUAAGAAUCUAUAAGAGUGACAUGAGAAAACACAGUACACCUGAUUAGAAGGUUAGUGUAAUCUGCAAAGUGUGUGGAGAGCAUUGCAGUUGUGUAUGUAAUUUUAGAGAUUUUAUUCUCACUGGGCUGAGUAUGCCCAACUGAUUUUAUUAGAUGAGAUCCAAUUAUUUUUAGGUUCCUAUUAUAAAACACCACUUUGUGCUGGUGACAAAAUCAUGUAAAUUCUGGCCAUUCACGGAAUGAGGUAUUGGCAGAGAUGAAUAUUUUACAGUUUCGUCAGGAGAAAAAAUGUGAGCAGUCCAUUUGCAAUCCUAUAUUCUUAUAUGAUAGCAUAAUUACUUGAUGUCAUGGAAGAUAAUAUUGAGUUUCAGAAGUUUGGCUUGA
Messenger RNA from Cryptomeria japonica (Japanese cedar), 5507 nucleotides. RefSeq lists its product as uncharacterized. Gene Ontology annotation, cellular component: cortical microtubule. Gene Ontology annotation, biological process: cortical microtubule organization. Lineage: Eukaryota; Viridiplantae; Streptophyta; Pinopsida; Cupressales; Cupressaceae. The coding region runs from base 1253 to 5065 and encodes 1270 amino acids. The record is from RefSeq and is a predicted model, not a curated record. The transcript has 6 exons.